GCGAUGACAGGAAAUCUGGAAAACCCAGGGAUUGUUUCUUCUCUGUCGGUUCGCGCAUCUUUCCGGGUGUGUUUGGGGUUUUGGGCUCAGCGUGAGUCUGCUUCCUCGGUGAGGAGGGGAGGACAUCACAGUCUGCGUGUUCACACAAAAACAACACAGAGAUCCUGAUCACAGCCACAUCUCAACCUCCUGGGUUUCGGAGGGUUUCUACAUUUUAAUAGCACGCAGAUUUACGUUUCUCUGCUGGUGUGAGAGGAGCUGUAACAGACACAUCAUCACGGUCUGUGACUACCUUCGUGGUGCAAUGAGAAAAAAAGACUUUCUAAUGGACUUCCCAGCAGAUCCUCUGUACAGAUGAAUAUUUGUGUGACCAAUCCGUUAACUGUUUUUUCGGAGAACUUCAAUGCAAAAAACACAUUUUUGACUAAUUGGGCUGUGUUAAAAAUGGAGUAUCCCAAAGCUUCAGCUGCCACUUGACACAUCUACAUGUCUGGAUAAGUGGAAAUGGUAAAAAUGGUGGAACUGAUAGGAGUAGAGCUUCUGCACUAGAUGCCUUUCAAAGUAUUUUGCUCCUUUGUGAUGCAAAAACAACACCUGAAGGCUAACCACAAUCAAGCCAGUCUUGAAGAGUUUAAACAUUGUGGAUGAAGCUGAAGAAGUGGUCUUCCUCUCUUCAUUGGUGACCCCAUGACUCAUACUGAAGUCAGAGUACCAACAGUCCACAUGAACCCAUACGAGAACUAACAGCAGCUGUUAUCACGCACAGAAACCACAGGAUGAGUGUAUUCCCGUAGCUACGCCAGCGUUGCCGUGGCUGGCCGUCACAAGACGGCCAACUCCUUCUGCCAUGUCACGGUUGAUGCUGGGCCGGACUCUGGAGCGCAUCUGCAAAGGCGUCCUGUUGCUCUGCCUGCUCCACUUCCUCAUCAUGAUGAUCCUGUACUUUGACGUCUACUCGCAGCGGUUUGACAUCUUCAGCCGCUUUAAUAAUGGCAGAAAUGGGUCCAGGAAUAACAGCAGUGGAGCAGCCAGCGGUCAUCAUUUUUACUACUACAACCUCUCAAGACCCAAUGCGACUUCAGCCCCAUACCUGGCCGCAGGUGAACAGCUGGUACCGAGCUCGCAGCCUGAUAACAAUCAUACACCUUCUCCCAAACCGCUACCACCGUGUCCUGAGAACCCACCAGGCCUCGUGGGACGCUUGCUGAUAGAGUUUAGCUCCCAGAUGACGAUGGAGCGAGUGCAGAAGGAAAACCCAAACGUCACAGAGGGAGGCCGUUACAAGCCACCUGACUGCCGGCCAAGAUGGAAGGUUGCCAUCAUCAUCCCAUUCCGUCACAGAGAAAAUCAUCUGAAGUACUGGCUCCACUACCUCCACCCUAUCCUCAGACGACAGAAGAUUGACUACGGCAUUUACAUCAUCAACCAGCUGGGUGAGGACACAUUCAACCGAGCAAAGCUGCUUAAUGUUGGCUACACAGAGGCUCUAAAGGAUGCUGAAUACGACUGCUUCAUCUUUAGUGAUGUGGACCUGAUCCCUAUGGACGACCGGAACCUCUAUCACUGUUACGACCAGCCAAGACACUUCGCUAUUGCAAUGGAUAAGUUCGGCUUCAGGUUGCCCUAUGCUGGCUACUUUGGAGGAGUUUCAGGGCUCAGUAAAAAGCAGUUUCUAAAAAUCAAUGGCUUUCCAAACGAAUACUGGGGCUGGGGAGGAGAGGACGACGACAUUUAUAACCGGAUCACUCUCAAUGGGAUGAAGGUGUCCAGGCCAGACGUUCGCAUCGGCCGCUACAGAAUGAUUAAGCAUGAGAGGGACAAACACAAUGAGCCAAACCCGCAGAGAUUCAACAAAAUACAGAACACAAAGAACACAAUGAAGAAGGACGGCAUCAGUUCCUUGACCUAUAAACUGGUUCAGGUGAAGAAGUAUCCCAUGUACACGAACAUCUCUGUGGAGAUCGGCAAGCCACCGCCUCGACCCAUCAAAGGCUAAAGAGAAUAAGAGAGAGACAUUUAUUAAGUUGAUGGGGUUCACCUCAAGAGGGGAGAGACGAAAAGAAGAUCUGACUUUCUCUCUUUUUUUUCCCUCUGUUUAAUCGUUUGAGAUUUCAGCUCGACUUUUCAUAUGUUUUUAGGGCUUAGGCUUUCUCCAAUUAAGAAUGCUAGCUGCUGCCUGGUAACAGUCAGUGGAAGUAAAAAAUAACAUUUUGGAGGAACAUCAUCAACUGACUGAUGGGUUGUUUUCAAACUUGAGAGUCGUUCCGCGAACAAUCAUCUGUAAAGUGGAGGAAUCCUUCAACAUAUCGACCAGAACACAAAAUAUGGAUGUUAUAAAACACCUUGGUCUGUUCUGGAAAUCUACACAAAAUGACUCUGUAUCACUUUACAUAAAACAAAACUUCUUUUGAGCGGGAUGCUUGACUACGUCAAAGUGAUGCAGCUUCCAGUUGGGAAAUAUUACAUUUCUGAAGACAUACAUUGAUUUUCUGCAGGUCAUUGUUUAAAAAACCACUGGGACAUGAACAUGAAGUGGUUCGGAUGGUUUUCAGAAUCCCCGUGACAUCCUCUUGUCUUGAUGGAAGACAGGUUCUGUUGAGAUUUGGAGUUUCCAGCCUUGAUCUCCGGACUCUUUCGCUCUGUCAAUGAAUGUUUAACAUGCCUGCAUCUGCAGCAGGAGACUCGAGUAAACAGAGCAGUAAAGAAACCCUGGGGGGGAAAAAAUCCUCCUUUUUUUCUCUCUUCUUUUCUACAUUUCUGAACUUUAAAACAGAACUGGAUUUUUGUAACAAACAAUACCAUGAUAUGAAAUGUUUUCUUUAGUUUGCAGCACGGUGGAAGUCCGGCGAAAGGGCAUUUUAAAUGGAGAAAGUGAAAACAUACCGACAGCUCGGUUAUCAGCUCCAGCUUUCAUUUCACUUUUUGAUAUUUUUCUCUUCAUGCCUUACUGCAGUUUUAAUAGGGUUACCAAUUCUCUAAAGGUGCACUACACUCAAAGUCUUGAAUUUGACCAAUUUUUUUUCCAAAAUCAAGGUGAAAACCAAGCUGUCAAGUUAUGUUUUAUAGUUAUGUAGCAUUAAAGUCGAAAAGACUGGCUUGUCAAUUCUUUACAUAGGCAGAACUAGAUGAAACGGAGUGUCUUGUUGUUAUUUUUUUAAGUCUACACUAUAGCCAUGUGGUCUUUUUACACAAAUAUCAUGAAAUCUAUAUCAAUAGUGUUUUAAGUCACUUUUGUCUCUCCUAUGUUUUACAUUCAGUCAUUAAGAAAUCAAAAUGGAAUGGAGCAAAUUAAAAGAGACAUAUAACUUCUAAGAGUGAAACUUUUUGAAAAAGUUUCCACUCAUCUUCAACAAUUACAAACUUCAUGUAAUUUAUUGUUCUCUUAUGUUAGAGAGGUAUUUAUUUGCUUAUUUGAUAACAAAACCCUGAAAACUGGUGUGCAUAUGAAAUUAGCCUCUCUUAACUUGAUACCUGUAAAUGAAAUCUAGUCCAACAAGAAGAAAGCUAAAUAUUAUAGACACUUCUGUAAUUUUGUAUCUUGGUUUAAAAGCGGUGGUUCUCUGAAGGCUUCAGAGUUUUCCUGAAGCUCCAACUCAUGGAGCACUAAUUAACCAAUCAGCUGUCCCUCUAAAAUGACCAUUUGGGAAAGAAGGGAACCAAUCAGUUCUUGGUAACUCUGGAGGAUUGAAUCAAGCUGUGGGAGGCAAACCAAAUCAUGUGGAAAAGGAUUUUCAAAUUAAAAGCUUUCCGAUUUACAGUGGUACAGAAUAUAAUUGCACUCCGCACUUUUCAGAUUUUUAAUAUCUUCAAUAACAAUUAUGGAGAUUGCAUACUAAUCUCAACAAAGAACUUAAAAGUUGUUGGGUGUAAAGGGACUAAAUGUUUAAUUGGUCUGUGUUGAUCUGCGAGGAAAUGUUUCAACCGGCUGAGCUUUCUGUCUGUGACUUUUCUGGAUCUCUCCAUAUUCAGCAUCAUCAAUUAUACUGCUGUCCGUCCUAUUUUACAUUCAAAUCUUGUUUCAGAAGUUAAUUACUUUGAGACAUUUUAUCUCAUUAAUUUGUACACCUUAAGACAUUAAGUAGCAUAAGUUUAAUCAUUUAAAAUGUUUAAAUUAUAUUUUGUUUUCUCUCCUUUCAACACUUUAGAGUGGCUUUGUCUGUUUAUUUCUGUUCAUCCCUUAAUGCCCACAGCCCAAAUGUAUGUCCUGAGAAGAAAUCUUCACUCAUUUGAUGGUAAGACCUGGAAAAAAG
Messenger RNA from Cyprinodon variegatus (sheepshead minnow), 4250 nucleotides. It is a transcript of the gene b4galt2, whose product is annotated as UDP-Gal:betaGlcNAc beta 1,4- galactosyltransferase, polypeptide 2. The transcript is spliced from 8 exons. Bases 848 to 1996 code for a protein of 382 amino acids. The record is from RefSeq and is a predicted model, not a curated record. Gene Ontology annotation, molecular function: glycosyltransferase activity. Gene Ontology annotation, biological process: carbohydrate metabolic process. Lineage: Eukaryota; Metazoa; Chordata; Actinopteri; Cyprinodontiformes; Cyprinodontidae.